Salvelinus fontinalis (brook trout) is the source of this 1265-nucleotide messenger RNA. Its product is annotated as astacin-like metalloprotease toxin 5. The record is from RefSeq and is a predicted model, not a curated record. The transcript has 11 exons. Gene Ontology annotation, molecular function: zinc ion binding; metalloendopeptidase activity. The coding region runs from base 155 to 1012 and encodes 285 amino acids. Gene Ontology annotation, biological process: proteolysis. Lineage: Eukaryota; Metazoa; Chordata; Actinopteri; Salmoniformes; Salmonidae.
AGGAGAAGAAGAAGAAGAAGGAGAAUGCACCUGUUCUUUUGUGAUUGCUGCCCUGCCCACUAUUUGACUGGAAGGAGAGCUAUUGCACAAAUUUGUUUGUGCUGUUUCUUUGAUUGUUUUUUUCCAAAUCUUGGGGGACAAUUGUUGCUGCAACAUGGUUUGGUUUCUGAUUCUCAUCUGGUUUGUCCAAGUGGGCAGUGUUCCGAUCACCAAUUUCACAAAUGCUACUACUUCAAAUGCUACUAUCCCUGCCACAGUGGACAAUUCUAAAAACCCCAUCAACAAUUCUACAAAUGUGACUUUCUCUGCCACAGGUUCUACUGCCUCAAUGGGGACACGCCACAAACAAAAUGAUUGGGUUAAAACGCCUGAAACUAGAGAAGAGGACUUACAGUUUGACCUUGCUAUCACGGAGGGAGACAUUCUGGUUUCGGAAGACCGAUUAGCUGUGAAGUCACUUUGGCCUGAGAAUGAAGGCGUCACUUCUAUCCCCUACAAGAUCAACGAUUAUCUGGUGGACAGAAAGGAAACUAUACUAGCAGCGUUCAAGAUGAUUUCAGACCGGACGUGUAUCCUCUUCCACGAAUACACCAAUGAGAUGAACUACAUCGAGUUCAUCUCUGGGACAGGCUGUGCGUCGUAUGUAGGUUUUCAGGGCGGGGCCCAGUCUCUGUACUUCGGUAGAGCCUGUAGCGUGGGGAACCUGUGUCAUGAGCUGAUGCAUGCACUGGGCCUGCACCACGAGCACACACGGCCAGACCGUGACCAAUACGUCACCAUACAGUGGGACAAUGUGGUCCCAGGAAAAGAAGAUAACUUUAAGGUGAAGAAAGGAGACACUCAGGACCUGCCCUAUGACUACGACUCCAUAAUGCACUACGGAACAUACUACUUCUCAUCAAACCGGAACCCCACUAUUGGCUCCAAGAAGAGUGGAGUCCAGAUUGGACAGAGAAAUCACCUGAGCCCCCUGGACAUAACACGCCUUAACAAACUCUAUCAAUGUGAAUAACAAUGCACAGUUUAGCAUUUAUUACACCAUCGAAGAUUUCAACACCGCUGCUGUCGACUGAAGAUUCCAACACAAAUGGCACUGACAUUUUAACUUCUCAACAAUGAAUAAGUUGAACUAGUCCCUUAAAGCUUUCUGACGUAUUAUACGUGUGUUCAGCAGCAGGCAGUAGUUUAAUUUGUCCUGUGUGCUCUUGCUGCCUUGAAUUAGGCCUAUUCCACUGCACUUGUCUUGGAAAUAAAUACAAUGACCU